Sardina pilchardus (European sardine) is the source of this 837-nucleotide messenger RNA. RefSeq names its product translocator protein (gene tspo). Lineage: Eukaryota; Metazoa; Chordata; Actinopteri; Clupeiformes; Clupeidae. The record is from RefSeq and is a predicted model, not a curated record. The transcript is spliced from 4 exons. Bases 204 to 686 code for a protein of 160 amino acids. Gene Ontology annotation, cellular component: mitochondrial outer membrane.
AUUACAGAAUGUCCGCGUGUGACAGGGCAUACAUAUUUAACCGGUAUUAUCAAUAGUUACAAAACUCGGCGCAUUUAAAAAAUCGGCGCACCCAUUCUUAUCUUAUUCUCGAACUCAACGACACAGUGACCCCUAGCUAAGGAGAGGAUACCCGUACGAUAGGCUAGUUUCUUGUUUUUGGAACAUUCAAGGGUCAGUUAAGGAUGUGGAUGCCAAUGUUGGGUCUCACUGCCCUGCCUCAUUUAGGAGGGCUAUAUGGCGGUUUUGUCACUCGCAAAGAAGUGAAGGAAUGGUAUCCAACUCUAAACAAACCCUCCUGGCGACCUCCUAACGCAGCUUUCCCGAUAGUUUGGACAACACUCUACACAGGCAUGGGGUAUGCCUCCUACCUUGUCUGGAAUGAACUGGGUGGUUUCACAAAUGAUGCCGUAGUACCUCUAGGACUCUACGGUCUGCAGUUGGCUCUGAACUGGGCAUGGACACCCAUCUUCUUUGGUGCACAUAAAAUCAAAUUGGCGCUGAUGGAGAUUGUGCUGCUCACUGGGACUGUGGGCGCCACCAUGGCGUCCUGGUACCCCAUCAGCCGCACUGCCACUCUACUCAUGACCCCAUACCUGGCCUGGCUCUGUCUAGCCACCGCCCUGAACUACCGCAUCUGGAAAGACAAUCCUGAGAAAAAGGAAUAAUUAUGUAAAGCAAAAAUCUUACAUAACAGAGUGCAAGAUGGCUGUUAGUGCAUCUCUGUGGCAUUCUGUAUUUAUUCUUCAGGGCAAAACAACUGGUUACCAAUCUUGUUAUUUGUGUGGAAAGAUGCAUAAAACUUGUUUUCCACUUGUG